GUAUUAUACAUGACUACUACUACGACUCAAGUCCCUGUAGGUGAUCUUCACUGUCAACAUGAUACCUACUGUAAAGAAUAUUAUACACAUUGUAUCUCAUGCUCUGAAAAACCCGAUAAAAAAGGUUUUUACCAAGUAAAACUUCAUGAUACAAUUCUUUUUCCAGAAGGUGGUGGUCAACCCAAUGAUACCGGUUAUAUCAACGAUAUACGAGUAUAUAAUGUACAACGACAACAAUUAGAACAUAUUCAUUAUACCAAGGAACCUGUACAAGUCGGUUCAAAAGUCAAACUUACCCUGGAUUGGGAACGGCGUUUCGAUCAUGUACAACAGCACACUGGACAACAUCUUUUAAGCGCGAUUUUGGAAAAGCCACCUUAUUCGAUAGAAACGGUGGGUUGGUGCAUGAAAGAAAAGACAAGUUAUGUAGAAUUGGGUACAGCUGGUGGAUCUCAACCUACACAAGAACAAUUAGACGAAGUAGAACAAAAAAUCAAUGAUAUGAUAUUACAAUCGAUUCCUGUCAAAUGUCAUACAACAGCUAUGAACCAUAAUGAUGAUGAUAGUUUACGACCUGAUUCUUUACCAGCAGAUUAUGUGGGUAGUCAAGGUGUGAUACGGACAAUAGAAAUCGAGGGUGUGGAUCGUAAUCCAUGUUGUGGAACACAUCUACGUGAUUUGGGACAUUUACAACAACUCAAACUUUUACAUACCGAGACAAUCAGGGGUGGUAAUACGCGAUUGUAUUUUGUAUUUGGUCAACGUGUGGUGGAUAACCUAGGUGAACUUUAUGAUCUUAGUCGACAAUUGACCAAACUGUUAUCAGUUCCUCCUAAGGAUUAUUUGGAUAGUAUCAAUCGUCUACAACUUCAAUUACGUACACAAACAAAACUCGUCAAGAAAUGGCAAUCUCAAUUGGCUACGUAUGCUAUCAAGGAUCUUCAAGUUCAACUCAAAACUUCUCCUGUGGCACUUGUAUAUGAUGAAGAGGGUGAAGGUGGGAUGCCUUAUUUAUCCUUAUUGGCUGGACUUAUCAAGGAAGCCAAUCUACUCCCAGAUGAUGAUGAUGAUGAUGAAAACAAAAAGGCUAUUGUGUUGGCUUCUGGUGAGAGAUCCAAAGGUGGUGUCAUGCUGAUUCUUUCUACUGAUGAUGUUUACUUGAAAAAGGUGGCUACCAAGGCGAUGUCUAUUCUCUCUGGUGCAAAAGGCGGUGGUGCUCGUGGACGUUGGUCUGGCAAGGCAACUUCAUUUGUUAAUAUCGAACAGAUAUUGAAUAUAGAUUAGAUUUGAAUACAUAUAUACAGUUUAAUAUUGUUUGAAAAAAAAAAGAAUCAUUGUACAAAAUAAAAACAAUCUGAUAUUUUGCAGACGCU
Messenger RNA from Halteromyces radiatus, 1373 nucleotides. Its product is annotated as Threonyl/alanyl tRNA synthetase. Gene Ontology annotation, molecular function: ATP binding; Ser-tRNA(Ala) deacylase activity; nucleic acid binding. The record is from RefSeq and is a predicted model, not a curated record. Bases 10 to 1284 code for a protein of 424 amino acids. The transcript is spliced from 2 exons. Lineage: Eukaryota; Fungi; Mucoromycota; Mucoromycetes; Mucorales; Cunninghamellaceae. Gene Ontology annotation, biological process: alanyl-tRNA aminoacylation; regulation of translational fidelity.